AUGGUGGCAAACACUAUGAUGAUGUGGCUGCUGCUGCUGCUGGCAGGCCCUCUGCGCGCAGAUUCUUGCUUAACGGUGCCAACGCAGAUUCUCAUGAUUCUCUUCCUGCAGGCCAGCUCGGAGUGUGAGCUUUGCUUUGGACAGCCAGGACUCGCGGAUUUCCAGCACCUGUCCUGCGACUUCGAGCACGGCCUGUGCGCCUGGACCACUACCACCAGCGCAACCCUGGUCAAUGCCACCGCUUCCGCCCAUGCAGGGCACGGCUUCCUUCGUGCCACCACCAACUCUUCCGAGGGAUACGCCUCCAUCUUGGAGAGCAUUUUCGUGGCCACUGAGAAGCCGAUGGCCUUGGCCUUUGCCUUUCAACGUACCGGCUCGGACGACAACACUUUAGAGGUUCAGGGCCAAGCAGCGGGCGCCAACUGGACCAGCUUGUGGCAGCCCAUGGGCAGCCAGGGCCCCGCGUGGCAGGAGGCAAUCCUGGAAGUCCCAGCCGGCACCACCGCCCUGCGCUUCGUCGCGAGGCCUGCUGCCGCAGGCGACUCCGUGCAGCUGGAUUCCUUUCUCCCGCUCAACACGGCCGCGGGCCCCGAGAACGUGAGCUGCGACUUUGCGGAGGAUGCGUGCGGAUGGGUUCCUGGAGAGGCGGGUGUGUUGCAGAGUGUGACCUUCCUCGCUCUAACAUUCAAUCAAGGUGUAGCCUGGUGGCAUACCUUUUGGGGGGCGAUGGUUUGGAACGGCGGCGCCGACAAGGCAGGUGCUUGCGACACCUUGCACUUCUCUUGUGGGAGCUGCUUCCCGGCGCUGCAGGUCUCUGCCUUGACUUCUCCGUGGUUUACAAGAGGUUCUGCCGGUGCCCUGCACUUCAAAGGUUACGUCGUUGGGUACCCCAGCCUGCAGCUGGAAUACUUUGCUGCUGAGACGGGCUGGAUCCCGUUGUCACGAAUUGUGCAAGAGGGGCCAUUGGAUUGGGUUGCAGGCUUGCCACCAGAAGCCGAAGUCCUGCGAUUCCUGGUUGGGUUUUUGAUUGGGUUUCAUGUCUCGAUCGAGAGCGUUCGCUUCGGCCCUGUGGAUUUCCGGCGCCUGUCUUGCACCUUCGAGCACGGGCUGUGCGCCUGGACCGGCCUCUCCAAUGCAACCCUGGAAACUGACACCGCUUCGGCCAAUUCAGGGCACGGCUUCCUUCGCGCCACCUCCAACUCUUCCGAGGAUCACACCUCUGUCUUGGAGAGCAUUUUCGUGGCCACUGAGAAGCCGAUGGCCUUGGCCUUCGCCUUUCAGCUUGCCGGCUCAGACGCCAACACCUUGGAAAUUCAGGGCCAGAGCACGGGCGCUAACUGGACCAGCUUGUGGCUGCGCACGGGCAGCCAGGGCCAGGGCCCCGUAUGGCAGGAGGCAAUCCUGGAAGUCCCUGCCGACACUGCUGCCCUGCGCUUCGUCGCGAGGCCUGCUGCCGCUGGCGACUCCGUGCAGCUGGAUUCUUUUCUUGCGCUCAGCACUGUCGCGAGCCCCGAGAACGCCAGCUGCGACUUUGAGGGGGACUUGUGCGGCUGGACCAUGGGCGGCAUGGAGGUCGAGGCUUUUGCUCUGACCAGCCCCCUCUUCAACGGCUCCGCCGGCAUCCUGCGGUUCUUCGUGUACAUGUCCAAUGAAGGUGCAUCCUGGGCUGACAUUGGUAGUUUGGAGUUGCAGUACUUCGACGGCACAAGCUGGAUCUCGCUGUGGAGGGCAUCGGAAGACCAGCGCCCUGCCUGGAAGCCGGCAGUCGCGUUCUUUCCGCCGGGAGCGCAGGCCUUGCGCUUCGUCGGCGUCGUGGGCGAUGGCAUCGAUCGGAACAGUGAUACGGCCAUCGACGGCAUAGCUUUCGGAGAUAUCACUGAUAUCACCUUCUCGGACCUGUCUUGCACCUUCGAGCACGGGCUGUGCGCCUGGACCGGCCUCUCCAAUGCAACCCUGGAAACUGACACCGCUUCGGCCAAUUCAGGGCACGGCUUCCUUCGCGCCACCUCCAACUCUUCCGAGGGUCACACCUCUGUCUUGGAGAGCAUUUUCGUGGCCACUGAGAAGCCGAUGGCCUUGGCCUUCGCCUUUCAGCUUGCCGGCUCAGACGCCAACACCUUGGAAAUUCAGGGCCAGAGCACGGGCGCUAACUGGACCAGCUUGUGGCUGCGCACGGGCAGCCAGGGCCAGGGCCCCGUAUGGCAGGAGGCAAUCCUGGAAGUCCCUGCCGACACUGCUGCCCUGCGCUUCGUCGCGAGGCCUGCUGCCGCUGGCGACUCCGUGCAGCUGGAUUCUUUUCUUGCGCUCAGCACUGUCGCGAGCCCCGAGAACGCCAGCUGCGACUUUGAGGGGGACUUGUGCGGCUGGACCAUGGGCGGCAUGGAGGUCGAGGCUUUUGCUCUGACCAGCCCCCUCUUCAACGGCUCCGCCGGCAUCCUGCGGUUCUUCGUGUACAUGUCCAAUGAAGGUGCAUCCUGGGCUGACAUUGGUAGUUUGGAGUUGCAGUACUUCGACGGCACAAGCUGGAUCUCGCUGUGGAGGGCAUCGGAAGACCAGCGCCCUGCCUGGAAGCCGGCAGUCGCGUUCUUUCCGCCGGGAGCGCAGGCCUUGCGCUUCGUCGGCGUCGUGGGCGAUGGCAUCGAUCGGAACAGUGAUACGGCCAUCGACGGCAUAGCUUUCGGAGAUAUCACUGAUAUCACCUUCUCGGACCUGUCUUGCACCUUCGAGCACGGGCUGUGCGCCUGGACCGGCCUCUCCAAUGCAACCCUGGAAACUGACACCGCUUCGGCCAAUUCAGGGCACGGCUUCCUUCGCGCCACCUCCAACUCUUCCGAGGGUCACACCUCUGUCUUGGAGAGCAUUUUCGUGGCCACUGAGAAGCCGAUGGCCUUGGCCUUCGCCUUUCAGCUUGCCGGCUCAGACGCCAACACCUUGGAAAUUCAGGGCCAGAGCACGGGCGCUAACUGGACCAGCUUGUGGCUGCGCACGGGCAGCCAGGGCCAGGGCCCCGUAUGGCAGGAGGCAAUCCUGGAAGUCCCUGCCGACACUGCUGCCCUGCGCUUCGUCGCGAGGCCUGCUGCCGCUGGCGACUCCGUGCAGCUGGAUUCUUUUCUUGCGCUCAGCACUGUCGCGAGCCCCGAGAACGCCAGCUGCGACUUUGAGGGGGACUUGUGCGGCUGGACCAUGGGCGGCAUGGAGGUCGAGGCUUUUGCUCUGACCAGCCCCCUCUUCAACGGCUCCGCCGGCAUCCUGCGGUUCUUCGUGUACAUGUCCAAUGAAGGUGCAUCCUGGGCUGACAUUGGUAGUUUGGAGUUGCAGUACUUCGACGGCACAAGCUGGAUCUCGCUGUGGAGGGCAUCGGAAGACCAGCGCCCUGCCUGGAAGCCGGCAGUCGCGUUCUUUCCGCCGGGAGCGCAGGCCUUGCGCUUCGUCGGCGUCGUGGGCGAUGGCAUCGAUCGGAACAGUGAUACGGCCAUCGACGGCAUAGCUUUCGGAGAUAUCACUGAUAUCACCUUCUCGGACCUGUCUUGCACCUUCGAGCACGGGCUGUGCGCCUGGACCGGCCUCUCCAAUGCAACCCUGGAAACUGACACCGCUUCGGCCAAUUCAGGGCACGGCUUCCUUCGCGCCACCUCCAACUCUUCCGAGGGUCACACCUCUGUCUUGGAGAGCAUUUUCGUGGCCACUGAGAAGCCGAUGGCCUUGGCCUUCGCCUUUCAGCUUGCCGGCUCAGACGCCAACACCUUGGAAAUUCAGGGCCAGAGCACGGGCGCUAACUGGACCAGCUUGUGGCUGCGCACGGGCAGCCAGGGCCAGGGCCCCGUAUGGCAGGAGGCAAUCCUGGAAGUCCCUGCCGACACUGCUGCCCUGCGCUUCGUCGCGAGGCCUGCUGCCGCUGGCGACUCCGUGCAGCUGGAUUCUUUUCUUGCGCUCAGCACUGUCGCGAGCCCCGAGAACGCCAGCUGCGACUUUGAGGGGGAUGCAGGCUUGCUCGGCUUCGGCACUGAGGGGUACUUGUGCGGCUGGACCAUGGGCGAGGCAAGAGACCGCCACACUGUCUUCAUGUUGGCAACAUUAAUUUGA
Molecule: messenger RNA, 4083 nt
Organism: Symbiodinium natans
Lineage: Eukaryota; Dinophyceae; Suessiales; Symbiodiniaceae
Source: the annotation of a GenBank genome assembly